This is a messenger RNA of Danio rerio (zebrafish), 2328 nucleotides long. NCBI's taxonomy places the organism in Eukaryota, Metazoa, Chordata, Actinopteri, Cypriniformes, Danionidae. The record is from RefSeq and is a predicted model, not a curated record.
UGGGGAGAGAAAGGUGAAUGAUAAACGAUAUAAAAGGGGGCAUUAAAAGACGUCCAGCACUACUGAAGCUUUACCUGUAGACUUCUCUCACCUCCCACCAUGGAGUGGAGAACAUCUACAGUCUGCAUGCUGCUUCUGGCGCUUUCUGGUAUUCAGGUCGAUUCAAAAAAGGUCUCUCCUAGUAAUCAUGUCAACAGCAUCUGCAGCAUGUGGGGAAACUUCCACUUCAAGACCUUCGAUGGGGACGUCUAUCAAUUCCCAGGGAUGUGCGAGUACAACCUGGUGUCUGACUGCCAAAGCCUCAUUCGACAGUUUUCGAUUUACGUGAAGAGGACUGAACGCAGCACUGGCCCAAAGAUCAGCAGGGUCUCCAUAACCAUCAACGACAUCGCCAUUGAGUUGACCGAGAACCAAGUCAACGUCAAUGAAGCAAAAGUGACGCUGCCCGUCCAUGUGUCAGGAAUCCUUGUGGAAGAAAACACAAUUUACACCAGACUCUAUUCCAAAAUGGGCAUCACUGUCAUGUGGAACAAAGAUGAUGCAGUCAUGGUGGAACUGGACUCAAAGUAUUCCAAUCGCACUUGUGGAUUGUGUGGUGAUUUCAAUGGCAUUCCUGUUUAUAAUGAGUUUAUUCAAUCAGGACGAACUGUUGGAUACACUGAGUUUGGGAAUAUGCACAGAGUUCCCAACCCAACUCAUCAAUGCGAGGAUCCAUUUGAAAACGUGGAUGAGCAAAAUGUGGUGGACCAGUGUGAAAAAUAUCGGGCAGACUGCGCAGACCUUUUGGAGGAUGAAAAGUGGUCUUCUUGUAGCUGGGUUUUGGACCCUGAGGCUUAUAUUAAGGCAUGUACAAAUGAUCUCUGCAACCGUCAACCUGAAGACGAAGACACCACUGCACUCUGUGCAACUCUAACUGAGUAUUCACGACAGUGUUCACACGCUGGAGGAAAUCCACCCGCAUGGAGGACAGCAAAGUUCUGCAAUGUGCAGUGCCCCUACAAUAUGGUACAUUCUGAGAGCGGCUCCCCCUGUAUGGACACGUGCUCACACAAAGACACAAACGCACUGUGUGAGGAACACAACAUCGAUGGCUGCUUCUGCCCACCAGGAACUGUGUUUGAUGACAUCUCGGACACGGGCUGCAUCCCAGCAGAAAAGUGUCAGUGCAAACAUGACCGUGUGUACAGCUCUGGAGAGGUCCUGCGCAAAAGCGAGGAAGAAUGUUACUGUCAGGAGGGAAGCUGGGUGUGUAUGAGUAUUCCCGGGCCCGGUCUGUGUGCCGUAGAGGAAGGAUCUCACUUCACCACAUUUGAUGGGAAAGAAUUCACUUUCCAUGGAGACUGUAAUUACUUGCUUUCAAAAGACUGUGAGGAGUCCAAGUUCAUCAUACUGGGCCAGAUUGUUCCUUGUUUUACUCAUGAGACUGACACUUGUUUGAAAUCUAUCGUGGUGCUUUUUGACAACGACAAGAAAAAUCCUCUGUUUAUUAAAGCUGACGGGACGGUGCAACACAAUGCAGAAGUUUCACUUCCUUACAUGACAGCUGACUUCACAGUGUUCAGGCCGUCAUCUUUUCACAUCAUACUUCAGACUGUCUUUGGGCUGCAGGUGCAGGUACAGCUGGUUCCUCUCAUGCAGGUGUACAUCACUGUGGAUCAGAGCUUCCAGGGCAAGACUUGUGGCCUUUGUGGAAAUUUCAACAAAGUGCUGGCUGAUGACCUGAAGACCCCUCAGGGGGUGGUGGAGGGUACAGCGGUUUCCUUCGCAAACGCCUGGAAAGCCCAGUCCAACUGCCCUGACCGUUCUGAGAGGAUGGAUGACCCCUGUUCCUACAGCAGUGAUAGCGAGCACUUUGCUGAGCACUGGUGUUCCAAGAUGAAGGACAAGGAGAGCCUCUUUGCCCAAUGUCACGCCACGGUCAAUCCAGACAGCUACUACAAAAGAUGCAAAUACUCCAGCUGUACCUGUGAGAAGAGCGAGGACUGUCUGUGUACGGUUUUCUCCUCAUAUGCCCGGGCCUGUGCGGCUAAAGGAGUAAUCCUCGAAGGCUGGAGAGAAGUUGUGUGCGACAAGUAUAUAAAGGAUUGCCCAGCCUCACAGAGCUACUCCUAUGAGCUGCAGAGCUGUCAGCGCACCUGUGUUUCUCUCGCCUCUGAGCGCCAGAGCUGCAAUGUUGACUUUGUUCCUGUUGACGGAUGCGCAUGCCCAGAUGGACUGUACCAAGAUGAGAAUAAUCUUUGUGUACCUAUGGAAAAAUGUCCAUGUUACCACAACGGGCAGAAGAUCCAUCCUGGAAAGUCUCUCACUAUUAGGGACGAACACUGGUAA